AUGUUAAAAGACCUCAUAAAGAUAAAAAAAGAGAGCCAGUCGGCAAGUUCACCGAAACAGGAACUUUGGUUUGAAAAUCAAGAGAGAAUGAAAUUUCUAAGGCUACAACCCCACAGCCAAGCGGCUCUGGAAUUUCUCCAAAAAAUUGUUGAUACUGAACAUAAAGAAAUAACAAUUAAAUACCAACCGGACGAAUAUAAUAGUGCCGAGUUUUUCAAUGAUAAUAUACCAGAAAGCACAAUUGUAGAAUAUGAAGGCCCCAAAUUAGAAGAGAAAAUCGGAGCCGAGGUAGAACAAGCAUUUUUCGCGGUUUCGCCCGCCAGUUUAGACAUCGAUUUAAAUAAUUAUCGUGGAGAAG
Messenger RNA from Ambispora gerdemannii, 358 nucleotides. The record is from the annotation of a GenBank genome assembly. NCBI's taxonomy places the organism in Eukaryota, Fungi, Glomeromycota, Glomeromycetes, Archaeosporales, Ambisporaceae.